This is a messenger RNA of Rotaria sp. Silwood2, 933 nucleotides long. NCBI's taxonomy places the organism in Eukaryota, Metazoa, Rotifera, Eurotatoria, Philodinida, Philodinidae. The record is from the annotation of a GenBank genome assembly.
AUGUACUUUUUAAUUAGUAAUGGUUUUCUAAUCGAUCCAUUACAACGUCCACCAAUUGAUAUUUAUAUUCGAUUUCCUUUUAAUAUUGAUAUAAAACAUAUUUAUCUUAGUCCAUCAAUAGGACAUCAUCGUUCAACAUUAAUUGAAAUAAGUGUUAAUCAUCAAAUAAUCGAUGAGAAAACAUCUUGGUUAAUAAAUUCAAUGAAUAAAUCAAAUAUUCUAAAUGUUGAACAAAUAUCAUUUCAUCGAAUUGUACAAAUUUUAAAUGAAGAUGAAAUAACACAACGUAUUGAAAUAUACGAUCAUGAUAAUGAACAAUCAACUAAUAAUACAAGAAAAUAUCGUUUUUCAUCAUAUUUACAUUUAAUUAAUUGUAGUACAAUUAAAAUUACAAUAAAACGUGCAUGGCGUUUAUCUUCAUGUGCUUUAAAAUAUCUUCAAAUUUGGGCUAUUUUAUCAAAUUCUAUUCCAAAUGAAUUAAAAAUAAAACUUCAACAAAUUAUUUCACCUCAUUCACAUGAAUUAUCAUCAUCAUCAUCAACAAAUGAUAAAAAUUCUUCUCAAUCAUCAUCAACCAAAAUUAAUGAUAUUCCUUCUGAAUUUCUUGAUUCAUUAACAUAUGAUUUAAUGUUAAUACCAAUGUUAUUACCAAGUGGUAAUCUUAUUGAUCGAACAACAUUAGAAAAAUGUAUUAAUGAAGAUAUACGUUGGUGUCGUGUACCACGUGAUCCAUUUACACUUGAAGCAUUUACUGAAAUAACACAACCAGUUGUUGCACAACAAUUGAAAAUUCGUAUUGAUCAAUAUUUAAGUGAACAUCAAAAUGAUCCAAAAUAUCGUAAUCAUAGAAGAUUACUUGAUGCUAAUCAACCUAUACGGGAUAAAAAUUUAUUUUCAUAUAAAAGAAAAUUUAUUGAUGAUAAUGAUAACUAA